CACUCCUCCGCCAGUCGUCCAUCACCCAACACCGCUCAAUUAGCUCCACCAUGAGCACCGCACCAGCUCAAGACAGCGACUCGAACGUACCGCAGGUGGCGCAGGACGCAGUCCUUGUAAAGUCGGAGAGCCUUGAGGGCAAGAGCGCCCAUGUUCGUGGCUACGACUUCAACGAGGGCGUCAACUACGAGAAGCUCAUGCAGUCGUACGUGACUAUGGGCUAUCAGGGCACCAACCUGGGCGAGGCCAUCGAGGAGAUCAAGCGCAUGCGUAAGUGGCGUCUGAGCGACGACCCCGUGUCUCCAGAAGAGCACGACGAGGAGCGUAAGGACCCGGAGUUCCGUAAGACCGUGAAGACCAAAAUCUUCCUGGGGUACACGUCCAACCUCAUCUCCAGUGGCCUGCGCGAGACAUUGCGCUUCCUAGCGCAACAUAAGAUGGUGGACGUGAUUGUGUCGUCAGCUGGUGGUAUCGAGGAGGAUUUCAUCAAGUGCCUGGCUCCUACGUACAUCGGAGACUUCUCUCUAAAGGGAGAGAAUUUGCGUCGUCGCGGUAUUAACCGUAUUGGCAACUUGCUGGUUCCUAAUGACAACUACUGCAAGUUUGAGGACUGGAUGGACCCCAUUCUGGACAAAAUGUUGGAGGAGCAGAAGACGCAGGGCACGGUCUGGUCUCCGUCCACUAUGAUCCAUCGGUUGGGUAAGGAGAUUAACAACGAGGACUCGGUCUACUACUGGUGCUACAAGAACAACAUCCCUGUCUUCUGCCCAGCGCUCACGGACGGAUCCAUUGGCGAUAUGAUCUACUUCCACUCGUACCGUAACGAAGGACUGGUACUGGACAUUGCCAGUGACAUUCGUCGUAUGAAUGACCACACGAUCCGCGCUCCUGGCAAGACGGGCGUCAUUAUUCUCGGUGGCGGUAUGGUCAAGCACCACAUCCUGAACGCCAACCUCAUGCGCAACGGUGCCGACUACGCCGUGUUCGUGAACACUGGCCAAGAGUUUGACGGUAGCGACGCUGGUGCUCGCCCCGACGAGGCCAUAUCGUGGGGUAAGCUGCGUCUGGGUUCCAAACCAGUCAAACUCUACGCUGACGCUACGUUGGUUUUCCCGCUUAUCGUGGCGGAGACUUUCGCCAAGGAUUUCCACAACGAGAAGAAAGAGGAGGCUGCCAAGAGCUCGUAAUGAUCGUAAUGAACGCAUCGCGCACUACUUGUUGUACUCUUUUAUCUACCAGACCGCCGUCAGAUUUACUGAACUAGCUGCUUAUUCGCUACGUUUUGAGUUGUGACUGACUGUUCUUGUUGAUGUCUGGGGCAAUUGCAGGCUGAAGAGAAGCAACAGGAAAACCAGCAUUUGGGAACACAGUCUUCCGAGGUACACACAGCAGUUCCUGCUCAAGAUCCCCGUAGAAAAGUUCCUGAAGAACGUUGAACACUGUGUUCUCCAUCACAUCGGCAAUAAUCGCCUGGCAGUCAUCGUCUUGCCGGACUUCGUGGUACAGAGUUUCCGGCGGCUGAAUGGCCUUGGCUCCUUCUGACGUUGAAGCGUGUUCAAGGGCGCGAUCGGAGCGAGGAAGUGGCACGAGCUGCUCUUCCAGGGCCCCUUGGAUCACGCUGGAUGUCAACACGUCCAUCACUAGAGUCUCCAUGACAUCGUACAGUACGUCUCGACAUCUUGCAGCAGCAAACUCAUCUUCGAUGACGGAUGAGGAAGCAGUACCAGGUUUGCUGGUCAAUACCUUGUCACUGCCCAUACAACCUCUGCUUUUGAGUCCUCUGGUUGUUCUGGUUGGAGUGGUUGUAUCUCUCGUACUGGACAACGAAGGAGUCUUCACGUCUGUGGCAGGUACCGGAAGAACACGCAAAAUCUCCUUCGUAGUCGGUAAUGGCAUCUUUAUCAGCUCUUCACGUGGAUAAAUCCUCUCCAUCACAUCCAGUGGCAGAACGUGUGCGUAGAUGCGUACGAAGAGAGGAGUCGGCUCCAAGUCAGCCAAUGCUUCCAGUUGACGACUGUCACUACUCGACAUCAUGCCAGUUCUUUCUGGAGAUCCCUUGCGAGUUGAUUGAGACGGCAACAAAGUGUUCCGUGAACUGCUAUGACUGCUACGUUGCGCCAUCGACAGCGUCUGUGGAUGAGGAGAGUCGUUGCUGCUUAGUGCCAAUUUCAGCACAGACCUGCCACGCUUGUCGACAACCGCUUCUUGUGUUGCUGUUGAGCGAUGGAUAAUCGACAUUCGAGUCUUGUUGUCGUUAUUUCGACUUGAAGCGCUUGUAUUCGUCUGCCCCUUAGAUCGUGUCGGACUUCGUGAUACUGCGUUGUUGCUAAUAGAGUCCGUAUGCUCGUCGCUGUAGAUGAUCGUGCAAGCCACAUCGUGAUUAACGACAAAGGCAUCACCUCCUGCAACAACACUAACACGAAUGAGCGCUCUCUCGCCCGGUCCAAGCUCGCCACGCUUCGGUGAGAACGAGAUGGUCCCAUUAGCAACAAGAGGAUGCAUUGAGUCCCAUUCGAAGACGAAACUGCGUGGACUCACAUCGGAAUCUCGACCAUUCUCGUUUUGCAAAACCAGUAGCUGAUUCGCUUCCGAGUACAUUGAAACGUGGCCGAAGUCAACGUAAUCUGACACGAAGCAAGCUGGCAGAUCUGGAAUACUCAAGGCUUGUUUCUUCGGCGGUGCCGUUGAAAGCCAUAGCUCGCUUUUUAUCUGCUGCAAUGUCCAUUGCUUGGGAUGGUAUCCUGUUGCAACGAUGGUGAUCUCCACCAUUUCCUUGUAUCCUUUUCCCAUUAACCCGUGCGCUUUAAGCAAUAGUGGAACCUCGAUGGUGCCCACUUUGAUCGGGUUGAAUUCGAUGUCGAGGAAAACGGAGCCUUUGGCUGGAAUAAUUUCAGAGUUAUUGGCACAGGCGAGCACUUGAUACCCAUAGUUUGCAGCAUUGACUUGGUUGAACGAGACACUUCCGAUGUCCAAACGUAAAGCGCUGUCACCACGGUUAAACACUUUAAUUUGCUGAACUGGAGGUCUACCAAUUCGAGAAUGCACC
Messenger RNA from Phytophthora nicotianae INRA-310, 3046 nucleotides. Its product is annotated as deoxyhypusine synthase. Bases 51 to 1187 code for a protein of 378 amino acids. Gene Ontology annotation, biological process: peptidyl-hypusine biosynthetic process. The transcript has a single exon. Lineage: Eukaryota; Oomycota; Peronosporomycetes; Peronosporales; Peronosporaceae. Gene Ontology annotation, cellular component: cytoplasm. The record is from RefSeq and is a predicted model, not a curated record. Gene Ontology annotation, molecular function: deoxyhypusine synthase activity.